Cladophialophora immunda is the source of this 2270-nucleotide messenger RNA. RefSeq lists its product as uncharacterized. The transcript has a single exon. Bases 211 to 1971 code for a protein of 586 amino acids. NCBI's taxonomy places the organism in Eukaryota, Fungi, Ascomycota, Eurotiomycetes, Chaetothyriales, Herpotrichiellaceae. The record is from RefSeq and is a predicted model, not a curated record. Gene Ontology annotation, molecular function: protein binding.
CUUCUCCUGUUCCUCUACAUGCUUCCACUUUCUGUUCUCUGCAGCCUUCAUCAUUCGUUCGGCAGCGGGCUUCAAACCUUGCUACACAGUUGGAGUUAUUGAGAUGUGAUGAAUCCCUUACUAAGCUCAUGAGAGUCGUCCUGAGUGUCCCAUUCGCUUGAAUUGUCCGAUGCUUCGGCAUCCUCUACUUGACCCGUUGUCAAUGGAUUGAUGAGUGGGAAGCAGGCACGGCGUCCUCCUGUGGCGCCAAAGCCCUCCUUUAUCCAGCAACAUAAUGCCACAGCCAAACUCUCCCCUCUGCCCUCACCCGCCCUCCAGGGUGCCACUUUAGCAUUUGGACCGUCCGCGGCAAAACCACCCAAUAUCUCCGUCUCCGCAUCACAUAAUCCAUCUGCAGGAGCCCUGCUUGCGGCAACCACUGCCUCUAUCAGGAAGCAGCAACAACAUCAGAAUGAGGUCCCCUCACAAGACUCCGCCGUCAAUCCUCGGGGUCGAGCCUUGACAACAGAAAAGCUGCCGGUCGCAGUUUCCGACUACUCCUCAUUGUCUCCUCCCAAGCCGGGGCUUCGGCCUCAUCCUCCUCGAUCUACGUCUGCCGUUGCUGCCGUCGCUGCUUCUGCAAAGACAAGCCCUGUCCGCAGGCCGGAUUUGAAAAGAGACCAGGUUAGCUCGUAUCUGGCGAGACGGGAUCCAUCCCAGGUUCGAAGUCGGGGCAUGAGUACAAGUAGCAGCAGCGAGACUGUCCAGUCACUCCAACAGAGCGCGGCUGCCCUCGCUGGCGCAAAGGCCUCGAUGACAACAGCUCCGGUCCAGGUGCAGACUGCGACGGGGGAGAAGCAUAGAAGCGACAUAGGCUACCUCUUGAAUCUGCCCCUCUACUCUGCUCAGACCUCAUCGGCGCCGAGUCCGUCUCUCUCCGGGGCUACGGCCGCUGCCACAGCUUCUAGGAACGCUGCUAGUCUAGAGGCCAGACGAAGAGCUCUCUCAACCUCUGAAGAGAGCAGUCCCAGCGCACCCGUGCUCCGGAAUCUUACCGUGUCCCCUCAAUCAACCACUGGCUUAGGAUGGCCGCGCCUCAGAGUGACUCCUCCACAGACCGACUCCGAGAGCGACACCGGAUGGCCGAAGGUCGAAUACACCCCCAAACAUCUGCCGGCUCCUGUCCCACUACGUGCCAACCGUGCAGCAAUCGUCGCACAAGAACAAGCUUCGACCCAGGAUUCGCGAACAGGAAUGACUGCAAGUUCUCUGGCGGACGCUAUGGUUGCGGGCUCCAUCGCAGCAACUCACACCGGCUCUCGCGGAGCCUCUCCUGCUUCAAAGAAGGUUCCGCCACCAAUACCUCGUCGCCGCUCGAAGUCGGUGGGCGCCUUUGGAAGCGCCCGACAGUUAAUGCACCUUCCUGCGAUAAGGAGUGAAACAAUCUCGCAAACACCAAAGUUAAAACCGCUCCCCAUGCGACCUAUGAGACAGACAUUGCGGAACAACUCGCCCGAUCGUGACGAACAAACCGAAGAAAAGCGUGGGCGUAGACAUUGGAGACGACAUCCUAACAUGCACCAUGAAGGGGAUCGCAAGCGGUGGAGAGACAAGGUUACGGAGCGGGAGAGGAAGCGGUACGAAGGGGUGUGGGCCGCAAACAGAGGAUUACUUCUCGAUUACGACCUAGACAACCCCGACUUGGAGUCGAGUAAGGAUGGGACUCCGGCAAGUGACUUGGUUGUCAACGUUGUGGUUCGAGAUAUCUGGGAGCGAAGCCGUUUGCCUAAAGAUGUGCUGGAAGAGAUCUGGGACCUGGUUGCGCAGCCCGGCGCGAAGACGCUCAAUCGGGAAGAAUUUGUGGUGGGACUCUGGCUGAUUGAUCAGAGGUUGAAAGGGAGGAAGCUGCCUGUCAAAGUCUCGCCGAGCGUUUGGUCGAGUGUCCGGCAUCCACAAGGGGUCAAGAUCUCUAGUAAGGCGCUGCACAAAUAAAGAGUUUAUGAAUAGACUUGUUCACACGUCCAGACAUGACUGAUCAAGGGAUCUCGAUUGAUUGGUAGAGGGCAUUGUGGACAUGGUGGAUAUGACUUGGCCCCUGAGUUUUGGCAGCCUUGACGGUUGUUGUAGUGGGUCAGGACAGCAGCAGCAAAGGUUUAGAACGGACUGGCAAUAUUCUACGGUACGAGGUUCAUCGGUGAUGGCAUCGCAUGACAGCUGUAGUGCAUAGUUUGUCCUAGUAGAAGCUCUCUGCUUGACCGCUCUGUUGGUCGUGCUCUUUGUAUGUAAUGAUA